Messenger RNA from Neltuma alba, 1773 nucleotides. RefSeq lists its product as uncharacterized. NCBI's taxonomy places the organism in Eukaryota, Viridiplantae, Streptophyta, Magnoliopsida, Fabales, Fabaceae. The transcript has a single exon. The record is from RefSeq and is a predicted model, not a curated record. The coding region runs from base 1 to 1773 and encodes 590 amino acids.
AUGGCAGAGAAUACACGCCUGAAGGAACUACAAGCUGAUAUGAAGAAGACGAAUGAGUUUGUAGAAGGAGCUAAGGGGCGUUUUGACCAGAUUGAUCGACGAUUCGAUUCUAUGGAAUCACUGCUACAUUCCCUAGUGCAGUCGAUGGAUAGCUGGAAGCAACAAACAGAAUCGUCCCCACCAAGAUUUAAGGAGUCAACCUCCGGCAUACCAAUUGUAGAAUCGGUAAACUUCGGUCAGAACCCGCAUAAAACCAUUAAGGUGGAUUUUCCACAUUUCGACGGAUCGGAUGCGCUGGACUGGAUUUUUAAGGCAGAAAGGUACUUCAAGUAUUUUGAGAUACAAGACCCGCAGAGGUUAAUGAUCGCGUCGGUACACCUUGAUGGAGAUGUGUUGCCGUGGUUCCAGAUGAUGGAAAAAUCAGGAAGAAUUCCGACUUGGAGUAUAUUCGCCAAGGCGGUAGAAGCUCAAUACGGACCGACUCAAUUUGAAUGUCCACGGUCUCAGCUCUUUAAACUGACUCAACAAGGACUCGGGGGUAAACUGGAGGAAUACAAUCAGAAAUUUCUAGCUCUAGCAAACCGGACCGAAGAAAUCCCGGAGGCGGCCCUGUUGGAUUGCUAUCUUGGGGGACUAUUGCCCGAGCUGAAACGGGAUGUAUUGCUGCAACGACCACCGACAGUAUUACACGCCAUGUCCAUAGCACGACUAUUUACAGACAUGGCGACCACGGGAUUUUCGGCAAUGAAGAAUUCGACUGGAAGUGGGAAUAUCCCGAAGGCUAUAGUGCCUUACACUGGAGCUCGUUCCAACCCAUCCGCAACGGGCCUGGGAGGAGGAAAGUCAAACUUACCUCCCUUAUUACCAACGCCAAAAAUGCCCCCCAUUAAAAAAAUGACAGCAGCAGAGAUGCAGAUACGGCGAGAAAAGGGACUCUACUAUACCUGUGAUGCCAAAUUUACGCCAACGCACAGGUGCCCGAAUAAACAGCUGAUGUUAUUACAGAGUGAAGGCGAGUCAAAUGAAGAAGAAGAUGAGACCCCUGAGAUUAUUGAAGCUGACGCUACGUUGCAUCAUUUAUCGCUCUAUGCGUUAAGAGGAACUCAAGGUCCAGCAACGAUCCGAUUUCAGGGCACUAUUCAGGGAACGACGGUGCAAAUACUCCUGGACGGAGGGAGUUCGGAUAACUUCAUACAUCCUCGCAUUGUAGCGCAUCUAAGAUUACCAAUAGAAGAGGCAACUCCUAUCCGAGUGUUGGGGGGAACGGGAGGCAAAAUCCUAAAAAGUGCAGAAGAGGUCCGGGACGUAGGCAUACAGAUCAAUGGCCACACGAUUUUUUUGACCCUUUACGUACUACCAAUCACGGGAACCGAUGUGGUGAUGGGGGCUGACUGGCUUGAGACACUUGGGGCCCACAUUGCUGACUAUAGCACAUCCACCAUCAAGUUUCUGCAGGAUGGAGAAUGGAUUGCGUUGACGGGAUUUAGAGGACCCACCGUGAUAUCAGCCCAAUUUCACCACCUCAGUCGCCUGCAGCAAGUCGAGGCAGUAGCUGAAUAUUUUAUGCUGGAAAGGAUCAUUGAUGAGUCGGAACAAGGGACCGUAGAGCAUCAGGGGGCACCGGAGGAACUCACGAAUCUGCUUCAUCGGUUUGCCAAGGUGUUUGAGAACCCACACGGUUUACCCCCUUCUAGAGGGCACGAGCACCGAAUCGAUUUAUUACCAGGCACAGGUCCCGUGCGGGUACGACCAUACCGCUACCCAGUCAGUUAG